CACGUUCGCUCACAAGCGCGAGUACUCAUUUGCUCGGCCGCCGUUCGCUCACCAGAGCCGCCCGCCCCCCUUCGUCAGAUUUCGAGCGCAAACCGCAAACCCUUCCGCCCUUCUCCUCCUCCUCGUCGGCGUCGCCCGCCUCCCUUCGCCGGAGGCUCGCGUCCAGGCCCGGCCCCCGCCGCCUCCGCCGUCGAUUAGAUAGUACCAAGCUUGUCCUCGCUGUGCCUGUUAUGAUGAUCAUCUGUAUUCUGUGGCUGACCAGUUAAUUUAUUUGGCGCACUGCUCUUUAAGUAGUAUAUCUCAGCUCCUGAAUGUAUUUUGUACCUUGAAGUUGGUUAUUCUGGAUACUACAAUUAACUGAAGGCAGUAUUGCAAUAAGGUGCACCAUCCAUAUUGUUUAUUAUGAGAAAAAGAAUGGAGAGAAAGGAACUGUCUUUCUUGUUACUGGGACUUUCUGCAUGAGAGCAGUUGGGAGUUUGGAUAUCUAUUUGGUAUACUUGUUAUCAUGGACUGCAACAAGGAGGAAGCUAUUAGAGCAAAAGCUCUUGCUGAAAAAAAAUUGCUGGAGAAGGAUUUUGUUGGUGCAAAAAAAUUGAUUAUCAAAGCACAACAACUUUCCUCAGAGAUUGACAAUAUUUCACAAAUGUUAACUGUCUGUGACGUUCAUUGUGCUGCUGGAACGAAGGUUAAUGGAGAGCUUGACUGGUAUGGGAUACUUCAGGUACCUGCUUUCACUAAUGAUGACACACUAAUAAAGAGACAAUACCGUAAGCUUGCGCUUUUGCUGCAUCCCGACAAGAACAAGUUUGCAGGUGCAGAGGCAGCAUUUAAAUUAGUGGGAGAAGCAAACAUGACGCUUACAGACAGCUCAAAACGUACUGCCUAUGACAUGAAAAGGAGAGUCUCAGUCAGAGUUGGUGCAGCAAGACCAUCCCCUUACCAGCAGUCAAGGAGAGCUGCUCCUGUUAGACCUGUGAAUCUUCAUCAGCCCUCAAAUUCUGCAGGGACACAACAAACAUUCUGGACCAUGUGUUCAAGUUGUGGCAUGAGAUAUCAGUACUACACUGCGAUGUUGAAGAAAGCUAUCCGUUGUCAGAGUUGUUUGAAGCCUUUUAUUGCACAUGAUAUAAAUGAGCAAACUGUUCCUUCCGGGGCAGAUCGACAGUAUCCUGGGGUAAAAAAUGCAGGGGCACCACAGAAUUUUGCAGGCUGGCAGACAAAUGCCACAGGUCAACAGGCUUGGAACAAUGCAACUCCAGGGGUUCAUGCUAAUUAUGGAUCUCAUAAGGCAGCUGCAAAUACAAACAAAAUGAAGGGGGAAGAUGGUAAUAGCGCUAGUGCUGCAGGUGUACCAAAUGAGAAAACAAAUUUUGCUCGGACUUCUAAAGGUUCAUCAGCUGCAGGAUUGAAAAGGGCCAGGAGAGCCGUGUCUGAAUCUAGUGAUUCGGAGACCACCACUGAUAGUGAAGAGAUCACUGUAGAUGCUGCUGCUGCAAAUAAUGCAAUGCCGAGUCAACACAGCCGCAGGUCAAGCAGGCAGAAGCAAGAAGUUAAGUAUAAGGAAGAUAGUGAAGAGGAGGAUAUUGGUGAUGAUGGCAAUGACGACGACGAUAAUAAUGCCAGUUCUUCCAAUUUCAAAAGGUUAAGGAAAGGCGGUGUGUUGCAUGGUGAUGAUCAAAGCAACACACCAAAGUUUGAUGAAGACAAAACUGGGCAUAAUGGUCACAUGAAUGGUCUUAAUCACGAGAAAGAAGAAACAUUCAAUUCUGUUAGGAGCAAUGGUCUAGACCCAAACCUUGAUGAUGAUUCAGAAGAGGAAAAAUUUAGUUGCGCUGAUCCUGAAUUUUUUAACUUUGAUGAACUUCGAGAUGUAAGUCAGUUUAGACCCAACCAGAUCUGGGCUGUCUAUGAUAAUCACGGCUGCAUGCCAAGAUUUUAUGCUCGAAUUACAAAGGUAAAAAUGGCCCCAAAGUUUAUAGUACACUUUGUUUGGCUGGAAUUGGAUCCCACAAAUGAAGCAGAGGUGGCAUGGUCACGUGCAGAACUGCCUGUUGCUUGUGGACAUUUUAAACAUGGAACAUCAGACACAGCUAAAGAAGCUAAUAUGUUCUCCCAAACUAUUUCCUGUGCGAAAAGCAAGACAAAAAACUCGUAUGAGAUAUAUCCUAGGAAAGAUGAAGUUUGGGCCCUUCACAAGGGAUGGGACAUCGGCUGGAGUUCGGAUGCUGACAGCCACACAGAUUUUGAGUAUGAACUUGUUCAAGUUGUCUCGGAUUUCACAACAAGCACAAGCAUCAUUGUUAUGCCACUUAUAAAAAUAAAAGGCUUUGUUAGCUUAUUUAUGCAGUCUAAAGAGGCAACUCCGUGUGUGAUACCUCAGGAUAACACACUAAGAUUUUCACAUUGUGUCCCUCAUCAUUUCAUGCGUGGGACUGAAAGAGAAGGCAUUCCAGUAGGAGCUAUUGAACUUGAUCCUGCAGCACUUCCCCUUAACUUGGAAGAGGCUUUUGCUUCUGUUGUUCUGGAAAGCACAGUAAAAGGCAAGGGGGUUGAUACCAAGUAUGCUGGUUCAUCCAGUGGAAUUAAUUCUGGCAAGGGGCCUGAGAAGGUUGGGGAGGUGCAACAUGCUACAUGCAUGAAUACAGGGCUCUUUACAAGAGCAACAAAGGAAGAGAAGAAAGAGCAUCAUACUCCAUCUACUGUAGAAGGUGUGGAUGUUAAUGAGGAAUCUGAUGGCAUUGUCCAGGAUGAAUUUGAAUGUCCUGACUCAGAAUUCUAUGAAUUUACAGAAAUAAGGUUGAUUCAGAAGUUCGAACCUGGACAGGUCUGGGCUCUUUAUAGUGAUAUGGACAAGUUCCCCAAUUACUACGCCAUCAUAAAGAAAGUCGAUCUCAAGAAUAAUAAAGUACAAGUGAAAUGGCUUGAUCUCUGUCCCCAGGGAGAGGAGGAGAAAAGACUGACUGGUACAGAAGAUCGGGCUGUUGCGUGUGGAAUCUUUAGGGUUUCCUCUGGAAAUGAUGGUGCUGCGACUUACACUGGUACAGAAUCAUUUUCUCAUCCUGUGGUUGCUAGAUCAACUGGUAGAAAAAACGAAUAUGAAAUAAUCCCUCGCCUUCGUGACAUCUGGGCCGUUUACAAGAACUGGAAGGCUGGAUGGACUGCAGAAGACUUUAAAAACUGUGAGUAUGAAUUUGUGGAGAUUGUUGGCCAGACUGAUUCGUCCAUACAAGUUCAGCCUUUAGGAAAGGUGGAUGGCUACAGGGCAGUAUUUAGAAAAGAGGCAAAUGUGAAAACAAUAAGCAAGGAUGAGUACCCAAAGUUCGCUCACCACGUCCCUUGCUUCCAUCUGACAAAUGAGAAAGCAGGCAAGCUUCGAGGCUGUGUCGAGCUCGAUCCUUAUUCAGUGCCAGAGGUGUUUCUCUUCACCAGUUAAAUGUGGGAUAACCUUAUUUGCGGUGCAUCUUUAGGAGCUGAAGUUGUGAGAACCAAUGUUCUGACGAAGCUGGGCAGUCCACGUCAACAUUGUCGCAUUGGGCUUUUGGCUGUUUUGAAUACACCCAUGAAGGUAUGAACUUGUCAGGCGAAUGGGGGUCUUUUGCAUCCAUCAGUGACAGUUUACAAGCGGAUGUUCCUGCAACAGCUUUCUAUAGCGAAUUAGCAGCUUAGUAGCAUUUUGCCGUGUCUAGUCCCAAGUGUCCCCCCUUCAUUUCCUGCUUGUGUAAUCAAAAAUGCUGGAACCAUGUAAUUUAACCGUGCUAGGCUAAUUUGAUGGGAUCUCGGUAUCUUUGUUGCAACUUUGAA
Molecule: messenger RNA, 3801 nt
Organism: Hordeum vulgare subsp. vulgare (domesticated barley)
Lineage: Eukaryota; Viridiplantae; Streptophyta; Magnoliopsida; Poales; Poaceae
Exons: 3
Coding region: 506-3433 (975 amino acids)
Source: RefSeq, a predicted model, not a curated record